AUGAAGAAAUUUAAAUCAUGCAGAAGGCAUUUUAAUUUAUUUUUCAACUCGGCCGCUGAACUGAAUAAUAACCAUCAUUACACUCCCUCCAUUUUCAUUACAUCCACAACAACAACAACAACCCAUCUUGAUUAUUUAUUGAAAAAACAGCAACAACAACAACCAUUUCAUACAAUCAAUAACAAACCAUGUGCUCGAGCCUCAUCAUCCACUUCUAAAAAACUUUCUCCGGAACAUUAUUUAAAACCGGAAUCACCCUACUUUACUCCGGAUCGAAUCAUGGAAGGACAAUAUCCAGUCAUGAAUGCAUUUAAAAGUGUAGAUACCACUAAAAUUCAAGUUCCACCGUAUUAUGAAACGAUGAAAGGAGAAUAUUCGAUGGAUUUGGAAAUUCAUUGUAAGGAAGAGGAUUUACAGAAAAUUAGACGAGUGAACCAAUUGGCUGCUGAAGUAUUGAGAUUUGCUGGAUCGUUGGUGAAAGAAGGAGUAACAACGGAGGAAAUUGAUGAAAAAGUUUUUGAAUAUAUUACUUCACGAGGAGCUUAUCCAUCACCACUUCGAUAUAACAAUUUUCCAAAAUCUCUUUGCACAUCUAUCAAUGAAGUUCUAGUUCAUGGAAUCCCAGAUACAAGGCCUCUGAAAUAUUCUGACAUUAUCAAUUUGGAUAUUACUGUUUAUUUGGAUGGUUUUCAUGGUGACACGAAUAGCACCUAUAUUGUUGGAGCCGAUGAAGAAACACCCGAAAGGCCAAUUAAGGAAGAAUAUAAAACUCUUGUGAAAGUAACAAAACAAGCGUUGUGGGAGGCUAUUAAAGUGUGUGGACCUGGAGAACCCAUGUACAGGAUUGGAAAUGCCAUUGAUAAUUUUCUCGAAAAAUACAAUCAAGCUCAUGGAACAUCAUUCAAAUCAAGUCCUGACUAUGUUGGACACGGCAUUGGUCGCUCUUUUCAUGGGCUUCCUCAAGUAAUCAUGGUUAAAAACAAGUAUGGCAAAGAAUUUAUUGGAACCGAUAUCAUGCAUCCAGGAAUGAUUUUCACCAUCGAACCGGUCAUUUGUUCUGGUUCAACGAAAAGUAAAACAUGGAAGAGUGACGGAUGGACAGUGGUUGCUCGGGAUGGAUGUGUGAGUGCACAGUUUGAACACACCUUACGAAUUAAAGAAGAAUCCGAGUUGAGAGAUUUUCGAGAAUUGGGAUGUGAAGUUUUGACUUUGGACGAUCAUAAUUUGGAGGAUGUGGAAUUGGUGAAGAGUUUCCAAAAAGAUUUGUAUUGA
Naegleria lovaniensis is the source of this 1272-nucleotide messenger RNA. RefSeq lists its product as uncharacterized. Gene Ontology annotation, biological process: proteolysis. The transcript is spliced from 3 exons. Bases 1 to 1272 code for a protein of 423 amino acids. Lineage: Eukaryota; Heterolobosea; Eutetramitea; Acrasida; Naegleriidae. The record is from RefSeq and is a predicted model, not a curated record. Gene Ontology annotation, molecular function: metalloaminopeptidase activity.